UCCGUUUCCAUUAUUGACGUUAGCGCUACGCGGUACUUAGCCUAUCAUUUAUUUGCUACAUACGGCCAGAGCGGCCAGAGCCCGUCUACAAGGAAUUCUCUGAUACGGCCAACACCGCUGACAGCUGCCUCUGCUGCGAAGACCCUGUAUUCAUUGCACGUUUCAUUGUCUAAGUGUAACAACAGCUGUGCAGUGGUUGAAAUCGGUGUACAGAUGCCUGGAUGGUGUGACAGCAAACCACCGGAGUGGUCAACUUUUUUGUCCAAACUGGUGAAAGUUUCAGCGCACAACAAUCAAUAUGAAGGUUGGGUUUUCACGGUGGAUCCAGUCUCAGCAAGCAUGGUGUUGGUUACAUUUCCAGAGGGGGAUCGGGCACAUGUCCGAGUGGUCCUAGGCCAUGCUGUGGAGUCUGUGGAGGUCCUUCAGGAUGGGAACAAAGGCAACACUGCACGCUUGGCCUCCAUAUUUUCAGCCCAUGGUACAGAGAGCCUAAGCCCAGAAAAGCUCAGACACCGGAGACACAGUGUACGUCAAUGGAUUGAGAAGAACCACAUCCCUGUAAAAGAAGAAGGAGAGAUAUUGAGGGUGGCCAAUGUUCUUACCAUCAGCAGCCCUUACGGUGUGGAUGACUGCAGUAGUUCCAAUGAGAUCAUUUUAUCCAGAGUGCAAGGCUUGUUGCGAAGCAACCCUGGACAGAAACAUUAAGAUGCCUCACAAGAACAAUUUCAACACUGGAACCUUUGGAUUAUUGAAGACUGAAUUAAUUUUGAAAGUUUCCUUGGAAAGUGCAAAUGAAAUGUGAGAUUGGAAAACUAGCGCUUCUGGUUUCUUUCCUGGAAUUUUAUUGUUGGAGACUGGUAGUUGUUGUAGUUUCAUAGUGUCCUUAAAAUAAAAUUUGAUUGUUUACAAAA
Messenger RNA from Sardina pilchardus (European sardine), 911 nucleotides. RefSeq names its product gem (nuclear organelle) associated protein 6 (gene gemin6). NCBI's taxonomy places the organism in Eukaryota, Metazoa, Chordata, Actinopteri, Clupeiformes, Clupeidae. The transcript has 3 exons. The coding region runs from base 214 to 705 and encodes 163 amino acids. The record is from RefSeq and is a predicted model, not a curated record. Gene Ontology annotation, biological process: spliceosomal snRNP assembly; spliceosomal complex assembly. Gene Ontology annotation, cellular component: SMN complex; nucleus.